Soboliphyme baturini is the source of this 1167-nucleotide messenger RNA. The record is from the annotation of a GenBank genome assembly. NCBI's taxonomy places the organism in Eukaryota, Metazoa, Nematoda, Enoplea, Dioctophymatida, Soboliphymatidae.
AUAUUGACGUCUGGCUUUGUAUUGCACAAAGGUUCGUUUUGUCGCAAUGCGUCCAAUUUGCUUGACCUUUUGGUGGUGCUGGUGUCGCUGAUGUCCUUUGGUUUAAAGAGCGGUGCAAUCAGCGUGGUCAAGAUCCUACGGGUGCUACGAGUGCUGCGGCCUUUGAGAGCCAUCAAUCGUGCGAAGCGUUUGAAGGCACAGUCUCACGUUGUUCAGUGUGUCGUCGUGGCCGUCAAGACCAUGGGCAACAUUCUGCUGGUGGCGUUCAUGCUGCAAUUCAUGUUCGCAAUCAUCGGCGUACAAUUGUUCAAGGGUGCCUUCCAUUCGUGCACUGAUUCAACGAAAUCUACUGCUGAACAAUGUCGGGGCUUUUAUUUCGAAUACAUUGGCGGAAAUCGUCUUAAGCCAGAAGUGAAGGAACGAGAAUGGGUCAAUUACGACUUUAACUUCGACAAUAUCCAAAACGCGAUCGUGGCGCUGUUCGUCGUUGGAACCUUCGAAGGAUGGCCAGAUUUGCUGUACGUGGCGAUUGAUUCGACGGAUGAGGACCGCGGGCCAAUUCACAACUACCGUCAGAGUGUCGCCAUAUUCUUCAUCGCUUACAUCGUCGUCAUCGCCUUCUUCAUGCAGAACAUUUUCGUCGGAUUCGUCAUCGUCACCUUCCAGACGGAAGGCGAAAGGGAGUACGAAAACUGCGACCUGGACAGCAAUCAGCGAAAAUGCAUCGAGUUCGCGCUGACAGCCAAGCCUCAACAGAGGUACAUACCUAACACGAGACUGAGGUACAAAAUCUGGCUUUUUGUCACCUCCAGCUAUUUCGAGUACGUCAUAUUGGCUAUCAUCAUUCUGAACACUCUUGUUCUCGCUAUGAAGCAUUACCAGUCUAACCCGAAGUUUGACGAAGUUCUGGACAUUCUGAAUUUUAUAUUCACCUCAAUGUUUGCGACCGAGUUUAUCCUUAAAGUGAUCGCCUUCACGUUGGUGGUAAUUUUUAUUAACGCUUCUGCUUCAUGCGUAUUAAAUAUCGUUAAAUUUUAUAAUUACUUUGGCGACGCUUGGAACGUGUUCGACUUCAUUAUUGUUCUGGGCAGCUUCAUUGACAUCGUCUAUGGCAGAAUAAGUGUAAGUUGUGUUGUGUAUAGUUUCAUUUUGUUAUUUGCUCCUUGA